UUAAAUGAGGUUUUACCGCGAUCUUUGGCAAUUGUGAUCUGCAUCUUUUGGAGAAGGCUGGCGAGACAAAACAGGAGGGAUGCUGAGAUUACAACAUAAGCGGGUAGCAUCAUGGGCGUUCGGGGCAAACCGCCACAGCAUCUCCCGCCAGUUUGCUACAACAACAAGUAAACCACCCACUGCGGUUGUUCUAAUGAAUCUUGGGGGCCCUAAAGACCUCAAUGAAGUACAGCCCUUCCUUCAAAACCUCUUUUCGGAUGGAGACCUGAUUCCCAUCCCGUUUCAACAAACUGCGGCCAAAUUCCUUGCCAAGCGACGAACACCCAAGAUCCAGGAGCAAUAUGCUGCGAUUGGUGGAGGAUCCCCAAUUCUGAGCUGGACAGAGAAGCAAGGGAAGAUGCUGGAGGAAAGAUUAGAUAAGUUGUCACCACAAACAGCCCCCCACAAGAGCUACAUUGCAUUCCGCUACUCAUCGCCAUUAACCCCGGAAACACUCGCGGAGAUGAAAAAAGACGGAGUAGAACGCGCUGUAGCGUUCAGCUUGUAUCCACAAUACUCCUGCUCAACUACUGGAAGCAGUCUGAAUGAGCUGUGGAAGAAUUUAAAAGUGCUGGAUCCGGAGAACAAGAUUCGCUGGAGCGUGGUGGAUAGAUGGCCGACACAUUCAGGGUUGGUGGAGGUAUUUGCCAGACAUAUCGAGAAGGCAUUGUUAGAGUACCCCGAAAAUGAACGAAAGGAUGCUGUUCUUCUCUUCUCCGCCCAUUCCCUGCCCAUGUCUGUUGUGAAUCGAGGAGAUCCCUACCCGCAGGAGGUAGCCGCCACUGUACAAAGGGUGAUGGAACGCCUGGGCUUUUCAAAUCCUUACCGACUGAUCUGGCAAUCGCAAGUUGGUCCACGCGCCUGGCUGGGACCCCAAACGGAUCAGGUGCUGGAAGGAUAUGCGAAGCUCGGCAAGAAAAAUCUUCUUAUGAUUCCGAUUGCUUUCGUCUCCGAUCACAUCGAGACACUCUUUGAGGUAGACGUUGAGUACGGACAUCUCGCCAAGGAGAAAGGGCUUACGGGCUUCAAACGCGUGGAAUCCCUCAAUGAUGAUCCGGUCUUCAUUGACGCUAUGGCGGACCUCGUAUCAAAACAACUAAGUUCGAAACGCCCGGUUUCGACCCAACUGGGUCUCCGCUGUCCGUUAUGUACAAAUGAAAAAUGCGGGCAACAGAAGGAGUUUUUCGCAGGACAGGUUUUAGAAUAGUGAGAGCUAGAUUGUGACUGUGUGAACUGCAUCGCCAUUUUUGGCAUCCCAUUACAUUCUUUUUUUCAAUAUUAUUCAUCUUGGGGUAACUGGCAAAUACAUCCAUCAUUACAUAGGU
Molecule: messenger RNA, 1364 nt
Organism: Spizellomyces punctatus DAOM BR117
Lineage: Eukaryota; Fungi; Chytridiomycota; Chytridiomycetes; Spizellomycetales; Spizellomycetaceae
Product: ferrochelatase
Exons: 7
Coding region: 80-1246 (388 amino acids)
Biological process (GO): heme biosynthetic process
Molecular function (GO): protoporphyrin ferrochelatase activity
Source: RefSeq, a predicted model, not a curated record